AUGGGAAAAUCCCAGAAAAAAAGAUCUAUGCGACGGCAUAAUCCUAUGCGAGUUCCCGACUCUCAUCUUCCGAAAGGUCUUGCGUCUGCAUCCUCUUCUUCGUCAAAAAAUGAAGCUAUCCUACCCAUCAUGCAAAAACUGGAGAGCGCCGAUCCCGCCGAGCGAAGAUGGUCCUGUGUGGCCAUCUCCAACCUGAUUAACAACGACCCCUCCACACGAAGGCUACUACAGGGGAAGAAUAUCGUCGGCGCUCUGAUUAGCAGACUCUCCGAUAGUGAAGAGGAGGUUGUCGUAGAAGCUGCUGGUUCUUUACGUAAUUUAUGUAUCGACGGCGGAUACGAUAUCUGUGCCGAAAUGUACAACAAGAAUAUUAUCGCCCCCCUUCAGACUUUCAUACCCAAGAUCUCGACAACCCUAGCCCAGUAUCUCGAGUCGCCCAAAUCUGCUCCGGAGAAUGCACAAAAAGUAGUCUACGAGUUUGCCGAUAAUGUGAUCACGAUCCUAUGGUGCCUCUCUGAGACGUCCCAUAAAGCGUUGACUGCGGUCAACCAGCUCUCACUAGUACCAUUUCUCAUGUCCUUUCUCGUAUCUCGCGAGAAUCUCCCACUCACGACCGUGACAUCAGCAGCACAAUGUCUUUACGUUCUUACCGACGACAACUACCCAGCUAGCGUCCAGAUCAAGACAAACUCUGCUUACUCUGCCUGUUUGUUGGAGAUCGCACAGACGAGAGCAAGUCUCCCAACCGCGAAAGGAAAAUCUGUGAAGGCCGAGGAGCGCGCGAUUACGCUCUGCGUGCUUGCUUGUGGCAUUCUUCGGAAUGUGGCACCACUCCCACCACCGUCGGCUGUCGCUGCGUUAGACCUCGACAAGGACGUAGUGCUCCCCGUACUCGUACCCGUCGUUUCAGCAGUUUCGCUAUCUGACGCAUCACACGCUGUAGAAGUGCUCGUGCAGCAGCAGGCCGUAGAGCCAAAGGAAGAAAAGUCCGUAAAAGGCGCUCCUAAGUCUGACCACAGGACUCCGACCGAGAUCGAGCUGGAUAGAAUCGAGACCAUGCUCAGGACCGUGCAUCUAGCACUGGAGAUCUUAACAGGGGUCUGUGCCACACUUCCGGAACCUGAAGCCUUCGAAGGCGAGGAAGAGGAAAUCGAGGAGGACGAGGAAGAAGAUGCUGAAGAUGUGCCUGCUGCCACUGAAAGCGCACCAUUAACUAACGGGCCAACGUCUUCGAGCGCUUCAUUCCUGCCCACUCUCCUUCAACCACUCCUCUCACUUAUACAACCCACAUCACUCUCAUUCCCUCCACCCAACGCACUCUCACCCCACCCGCCAACGACAUCCGUGCUCAGUUCAAUUCACAUAUCUGCAUUAGAGUGUCUGAACAACGCGUUCCUCUCCCUCGCUGCCAAUGUCAAUCCUGCCGUCGCUGCUGAUCUUGAAUCUGGUACCCGGGUCUGGGAGGCGUUGUGGAACGCUCUGAGUGCUACCGGCACUGGUGGUGGAUUGGGGCAGGAGAAGAAGACUGAGGUAUGGGAGAUCGCGGUGGGCGUUCUGUGGGGCGUCGGGAUCGUGUGGACGGGGAAGAUGGUCCCACAAGAAGACCACUUAAAAGUACUCAUUCAGCUUUGCGAUAGUACAAAAAGCGAGGCUGUCAAGGUCAAGUGCAUCGGCACCCUGGAGAGCCUUGCACAACACCCACAGUCAAUAGACGCUAAUCGGGUCAUAUCUGCCUACUUCAUCUCUUUGCUUCCGAGCCCUACAUCACCUUCGCCCGUGGGCACGGAACCUAUGCUACAAGCCCUAUCUGCUCUGAUAGAUAUCUACUCCGACGAGACCAUGCCAUACGACGUGAAUUUCAGGCAAGGAAACUAUCUGGAUACGCUCACGGGGUCCGUUGAGGCUGUGAGGAAGGCAGUGAAGGGUAUCGACAGGAAAAAGGAAGGAGGCCGUGAGCUGAAGCUUAGGGGAGAGGAGGUUCGGGAUAAUUUGGUGGCUUUCAUCAAGUACAGGAGACGUCUGGGGCUGUAG
This is a messenger RNA of Stereum hirsutum FP-91666 SS1, 2031 nucleotides long. Its product is annotated as ARM repeat-containing protein. The record is from RefSeq and is a predicted model, not a curated record. Gene Ontology annotation, biological process: protein import into nucleus; ribosomal large subunit biogenesis. The coding region runs from base 1 to 2031 and encodes 676 amino acids. NCBI's taxonomy places the organism in Eukaryota, Fungi, Basidiomycota, Agaricomycetes, Russulales, Stereaceae. The transcript is spliced from 11 exons.